Macrosteles quadrilineatus (aster leafhopper) is the source of this 747-nucleotide messenger RNA. RefSeq names its product coiled-coil domain-containing protein 39-like. Gene Ontology annotation, cellular component: axoneme. The transcript has 5 exons. Gene Ontology annotation, biological process: inner dynein arm assembly; cilium-dependent cell motility; cilium movement. NCBI's taxonomy places the organism in Eukaryota, Metazoa, Arthropoda, Insecta, Hemiptera, Cicadellidae. The record is from RefSeq and is a predicted model, not a curated record. The coding region runs from base 1 to 747 and encodes 248 amino acids.
AUGGAGUUGUCCCUGUCAGAUCUCGGAGAGUGUGAGGAGAGAGUGAGAGGGGAGUGGAGAGACAAGGACGUGGCUGCUCGGGCACUGGACAAGGAGUUGGAGGAACAACAAGACACACUGAUACAUACAAGUUCUGAUAUGAUGCCCCCAGGAGAUGGAGUUGUCCCUGUCAGAUCUCGGAGAGAGAUGGAGUUGUCCCUGUCAGAUCUCGGAGAGUGUGAGGAGAGAGUGAGAGGGGAGUGGAGAGACAAGGACGUGGCUGCUCGGGCACUGGACAAGGAGUUGGAGGAACAACAGGCCAAGCUGUUGAGAGCCGACAAGCUGCUGAAGAAACUCAAAAGAGAGGCUCGUCAACCUAAGGAGUCUCGAGUGCCAAUACAUCUAGCCGAGAAAGAUAUUGAGCUGCGGGAACUUCAAGACAUAAACCAGUCGGGACUGCAGCAGUUGGCAGAACUGGCGACGAGGUAUUCGGAAGUGGCGCCACUGCUGAACCGCUACCUAGGGGAGAAGGGGCUGACUCUGCCUCUGGUGAGGAGUCAUCGGGCCAAGAUAAGUACUACGGGAUCUACGUUGAGCACACAUCGCAGUUUGUUCUCGGAAGAUUCUCGUAUCAGCAUCGGAAGUGGACCCAGCAGUCAAACGCCGAGCAUUAUUAUGCUUGAUCCAGACACAAUUCAGCCAGGACCAAGAAGUUCUGGCGAUUCUAGAAUGUCUAAACUGUCAGGAAGUAAUAAGAAAAGUAAAUAA